Molecule: messenger RNA, 1065 nt
Organism: Bipolaris victoriae FI3
Lineage: Eukaryota; Fungi; Ascomycota; Dothideomycetes; Pleosporales; Pleosporaceae
Exons: 1
Coding region: 1-1065 (354 amino acids)
Source: RefSeq, a predicted model, not a curated record
AUGUUAUUCGAAGACCUCGCCACAGAGCUCGUGGUGCAGGUGUUUUUAUCCUGCACCUCAGUCACCGACGUAACAGCCCUAUCUUCUACCUGUAAACGUUUCCGUAACAUGUAUUCGUCCUCGCAAAAACUUGCCAUCCUUGAAUCCGCCGCCGAAGCGCAAUUCGGGCCCCUCCACGACCUCACCCAGCUCCUCACCCACAACGCCAGCCAACCAGCCCACAUAUUCCGCUCGGUCCCCUUCUCGCUCGCCCUCCUCACCCAAAUCGUAACGUACGGCCGUGUCGCAGAAAAAUGGUGCGAAAUCUACCCCUUCAAAAAAUGGAAACACAACUUCGAAAGCCGCCGCCUCUUAACACCGCAAGAACGAUAUAACCUAAGAAGAGCAAUCUACCGCAUCUGGCUCUACUCCCGCGCCUUCCACAACCCUGCCCACCCCCGCGAACUCCGUGCCACGCGCCUCGUCCUCCUCAAGCGCGCCGCCCUCCUGCACAACUGGUCCACGUACGACCUCGCCGAGAUAACCGACAUCCACAACGUCAUGCGCGAAGUGGUACAAUCAAACAUAUGCCCCUCCAACGGCACCAUUGCUCGCAAAUUCAAAAAGCGGCACCCGGGAAAUGAACACGGCCUUCUCUUCAAUAUCCACCUUAAUUACCCACCCUCUGCCCCUCAAGCUUUUAACCCCUUCGCUUCGAAUCCCCUCUCCACUCACUUCAACAACACGAAUACGUACACGUCUCGCUUCGCAGCAUCAAAGUACUCGUUGAGCCCCUCGCACGAGGUCGGCGCUGAGGGCUGGGGCGACGAUAUCCCCCAUUACUACGUUGUAGAGGAUUACCUUAAACUUGAUCCGGCACAGAUUUUGUAUCUGAAAGAGAAUGCGCCGCUCAAGGGCAUGGUUGAGGGCUACGUGCGCGGUUUGUGGAAUGAGUAUGAUUGGUUUUCAAAUAAUGGUGAGACGUGGGUGCAGACGCUGGAGUUUGUGCUGGAUGAACGUGGGGAGGAUGUCGGGGAGUUUAUGGAUGCGAUUGCUGAGGGGGAGUUGGGGGUUGCUUGUUGCUGA